GUGAAUAUAGUAGGAAUGCAAUUUAAUAUAUUAUUAUAAUGGUUCACAUAAAAAAUAUUUUGUUUUUGGGAUUGUUGAUAGUGAAUGAUGUGCACAGUUAUGGUGUAAAAACAGGAUCUUAUUCAGGAAGUAGUGCAAGCUCAUUCGCAAGUAGUGGUUCCUUUGCCGGCAGUGGUUCCUUUGCGAGCAGUGGUUCCUUGGCGGGAAGUGGUGCUUUCAGCGGCGAUGGAAGUGGUUCCUACAACAGCAUAGGUGCAGGAGCCUACUCAGGCCCAUCUGGAAGCGGAGUAUUUGGAGGACCAGGAUAUGGAUCCGGUCGACCUGGUUAUAUAAGUAACGUCAUACCUAUUGGACCAAGCUACGGGUCAGGAGGAGCCGGUAAUCGCCCUGGUUAUAUAAAUAACGUCAUUCCAAUCGGGUCAAGCUACGGGUCGAAAGGUGGUGCAGGAGGAGCACCAGGCGGGGCAGGUUGUACAAAGGGUUGUUCAAACGGCAAAACUGGUACCCACUAUACUGGUGGAUUCGGAGGUAGUCCUGGCGUCUUAGGAAAUCAAGGAAAACCAGGCACACACGCUGGAUUAGGAGCAGGAGCAGGAGCAGGUUCAGGUGCAGGUUCUUACUCCGGCUCUGGUGGUACUAGUGGAUCGGGUAGUUAUGGACCAGGUGUGGGAAGCGGUUCAGCAGGCCCUGGUGCAGGUUGCACAACUGGCUGUAGCAAUGAUGGUGUUGGGACCCAUUAUACUGGAGGUUUUAACGGAAGCCCCGGUGUGCUUGGGUCUCAGCAAAAACCAGGAACUCAUGUGGGUGCAGGAUCGGGAGCCGGCAGUAUUGCCGGUAGUUCCGCAGGUAGCAUAGGUGGAACUUUUGGAUCAUUACCAAGCUAUGGUAGUGGCUCAAAGCCGAGUCCAGGCAGUUACGGAACUCCAGGUGCAUUUGGUACACCAGGUACUUAUGGUGGCCAUAGCCCAAGUGGUCCCGGCUCCUCGGGAAGUUAUGGAGGUCCAGGCGUUCAUGGUGGCCCUGGAGUUCCCAUUGGUCCCGGCGGUAACGGUAGCCCUGGAUUACACGGUGGUCCUGGCGUACACGGAGGUCCCGGCGUUCCCGUCGGUCCCGUAGGCCCUGGCAUACCCGGAGGUCCGGGCGUACCCGGAGGCCCAGGCGUACCCGGAGGACCAGGCGUACCCGGAGGCCCAGGCGUACCCGGAGGCCCAGGCGUACCCGGAGGCCCAGGCGUACCCGGAGGCCCAGGCGUACCCGGUGGCCCAGGCUCCGGUGGUUAUUCAGGAAGCCCAGGUUACUCGGGUACUCCAAGCAUUCCCGGUAGUUAUGGCAGCCCAGGUAUUCCUGGUACUUCAGGUAGUCCGGGAAGUAUUGGCGGUUAUGGCGGUCCCCACGGUUCUAGUCCAAGCAGCCCCGGUCCAAAACCUGGAACUGGGGCCGGUAUAUUUGGCCCAGGAGGAACCGGUGGAGGCGGAAAAUAUCCUCUAGUACAAGGAGGAUCUUCAGCUGGUUCUGGUGCAUUUUCUAGUGCUACUGCAGGUAGCGGAGCAUUUGGAGGUGCUUCGGGUAGUCCAACAUAUGGUUCCAGCCCAGGUUUUCCAAGCUCCGGAAAACCUGGAUACGUAGGCAGCAGUCCUGGAAGUCCAGGUUUCGGUGGUAUUCCAAGCAGCCCAAGUUACGGAUCCGGUCCCGGUAGUCCAAGCCCAGGAAAACCAGGGUAUGGAGCAAGUAGUCCUGGAGCUCCAGGUGCACCAGGUUCUCCAGGGUACGGCUCAGGACCAGGCACUCCAGGAAAACCAGGACCUGGUGGAAGCGGUUUUGGAAGCCCAGGUUUUGGACCUGGAAGUGGUAUUCCAAGCAGCCCAGGUUACGGAUCCGGUCCCGGUAGUCCAAGCUCAGGAAAACCAGGGUAUGGAGCAAGUGGCCCUGGAGCCCCAGGUGCACCAGGUUCUCCAGGUUAUGGUUCAGGACCAGGCACUCCCGGAAAACCAGGACAUGGUGGAAGCGGUUUUGGAAGCCCAGGUUUUGGACCUGGAAGUGGAGGCAAACCAGGAUAUGGAAGUUCGAACAAACCAAAGUGCGAAGAAGAAGAUGACUGCUCUGAUGAUAAUGAUUAUGACUAUGACUCCAAAUAUGGAUCAGGUUCAACUGGUUCCGGCGCCGGGUCAACAGGCGGCUCAGGAUCGUAUAUAAUGAAACAUCCAGGAACGGGCGGACUACCGGUAAAUACAGCUUCUGGACCAACCUAUGGACCAGGAAGUUCUGGCAAACCUGGAUUUGGAGGUAAACCUGGAUUUAGUGGUACUGGAUCUGGUUCACAUGCAGGCCCAUCAUAUGGAAGUGGACCCGGUUCAAGUGGCCCAACGUUUGGAGGUGGUUCAAGUUUGAGUGGCCCUGGUUCUAGUUUACACUCAAGUCCAUCAUACGGAAGUCAUCCAGGUUCGAGUGGUCCUGCAUCCAGCCCACAUGGUAGCGGUACGCAUUAUACUGGAGGAUUUGGCGGUAGUCCGGGCGUUUUAGGUAAUCAACCGCAACAAGGAUCAAGUGUUGGAGCAGGAGCUGGGGCUUAUUCCGGUUCUGGAUCUGGAGUGGGCGGUGCAGGCGUCGGCGGUGUAGGAGUUGGCGGUGUUGGAUCACCGUACAGCCCUGGCGCUGGCGGAAGUGGACAAAAAGCUCCCGCUGGUGUAGGCUGUAUGACUGGUUGCACAAAUGGUGGAAAAGGAACUCAUUAUACUGGAGGAUUUGGUGGCAGUCCAGGUGUGUUAGGCUUGCUAGGAGGAGCAGGUAUAUUACGCGACGUAAAUUCUUCUCUUGUUCACUAUAUAUUGAUUUAG
This is a messenger RNA of Ctenocephalides felis (cat flea), 2834 nucleotides long. Its product is annotated as collagen alpha-1(I) chain-like. Bases 39 to 2834 code for a protein of 931 amino acids. The record is from RefSeq and is a predicted model, not a curated record. NCBI's taxonomy places the organism in Eukaryota, Metazoa, Arthropoda, Insecta, Siphonaptera, Pulicidae. The transcript has 16 exons.